CUUGCUAAACAAUUCGCCGCCACAAUACCACUGAUUCAAUGAUUAUCGAUCGUGAACCAUAAUCAGAGGAAACAUAUUCAAAUUCGCACCAAAAUCAAAACCUAAAAACGAACCACAAUUCGCAAGAAUGUCAAAUUCCGCUAUUCAGAACAGCGGAGUAGAAGAAAUUGAUAGCAAAGACAGACUCAGUGACUUAUCUGAUUGUCUUAUCAUUCACAUACUCUCAUAUUUGGACGCCAAACAAGCCGUUCAAACUUCCGUUCUUGCUCCGAGAUGGAUGAAUCUCUGGACAGGUUUUCCUGAACUUACAUUGCAUUCUACAGGCUUUCAAACUUGCGAGAUAUUCACGAAAUUCGUGUCUAGGGUUUUAUGUCUUCGCGAUCCUUCUAUUCCAUUGCAGGCUCUUGAUUUUAAGCAUGCUAGGGCUACUGGUAGGUUGGAGCCUCGGUUACUCAAAAUGAUUGUUAAUUAUGCUAAUUACUCAUGCCAGACUUUAACACAUCUGAAGCUUGCUAUUUACUCUCGUGGAGGUCAUCAAAUACCAUUUCCAGAAUCUUUAAAUUUGCCUGCACUAACUAGCUUGCAACUAGAGAAUUUUAAAUUUUGUGGUGGGGAUAAGAGUCGCGCUGAGCCAUUUUCGACUUUUAACAAGCUGAGUAGUUUGCUCAUUUCCAAUUGUACUAUAAGUGGUGCAAUAUUCCUUUGCAUAUCAAGUGUGACGCUUGUCAAUUUUACUCUGUAUAAUAAGCUUUCCAACUUUUAUAUAAUUGAGCUAUGUACUCCAAGUCUUUGUACGUUCGCUUUUACUGGUACUCCUUAUCAGACACUCUCGUGGAGCAAUGUUUCUUCUGUUAAACAUGUAGAAAUAUAUGCAGAAGUAAUUCCAUAUCAAAAGGAGCCUCCUUUAACUCUAUUGAAAUGGCUGCGAUUGUUUCCUAAUAUAAAAUCAUUGACAGUCUCUACAACUACUCUUCAGGUUCUCUACUUAAUUCGCGAUCUGUCUCCCUAUCUGUUGAAGCUUAAUCUCCGUUCAUUGGGUAACUUGGAGUCAUUGAAAGUGAAAAUGGAACCAUUUUCGGAUGGAUUUCGCAUGACAAUGUGCCAUGUCAUGUUACAAAAAGCCAAGUCAAAGGAAGAAGCUUCUAGCUUACAAAGAGCAUUUACAGAAGGAUCGGAACCAUCUUCACCCAUACCUGAUGAAAUAAUGGAUUUAUUUCUUCGGAGUUCGCCCACGGCAAAAGUUGAGUUCAUAGAUUGCUAAAGGCAACCUCUUAGACAGACACAUUUAUAAUUGGUUUGUUUUUUUAUUUCUUUCUCAGUUUCUGAAUGUCUCUUUGGUUAUAACUAAUUAUUAUUGAAUAAAUUUCAAGUAAACAUUAGCUUGUGCUCUUUUCUUCUCUGUCUUCAUAAUUAAUUAUUAUUGAAUUAUUUUUACUGAAGAAA
Trifolium pratense (red clover) is the source of this 1443-nucleotide messenger RNA. Its product is annotated as F-box protein At4g22280-like. The transcript has 3 exons. NCBI's taxonomy places the organism in Eukaryota, Viridiplantae, Streptophyta, Magnoliopsida, Fabales, Fabaceae. Gene Ontology annotation, molecular function: protein binding. The record is from RefSeq and is a predicted model, not a curated record. The coding region runs from base 128 to 1261 and encodes 377 amino acids.